Molecule: messenger RNA, 1309 nt
Organism: Arachis duranensis
Lineage: Eukaryota; Viridiplantae; Streptophyta; Magnoliopsida; Fabales; Fabaceae
Product: laccase-15-like
Exons: 4
Coding region: 1-1242 (413 amino acids)
Molecular function (GO): oxidoreductase activity; copper ion binding
Source: RefSeq, a predicted model, not a curated record
AUGCGGCACCAUAAGUUUGUGGUGAGAGAUGCUUCCUUCACAAAGCUGUGCAGCACAAAGAAUAUCUUAACAGUAAAUGGAGAAUUUCCAGGGCCAACAUUGUAUGUUACAAAAGGUGAAAGCAUAAUUGUUGAUGUGUAUAACAGAGCUAACUAUAACAUCACCAUUCACUGGCAUGGAGUGAACCAACCAAGAUAUCCAUGGUCUGAUGGCCCUGAAUUCAUUACUCAGUGUCCCAUUCAACCUGGUGGUUUGUUCUCUCAAAAGGUUAUCUUUUCUGAAGAGGAAGGCACACUUUGGUGGCAUGCUCAUAGUGAUUGGUCUCGUGCUACUGUUCACGGUGCUAUUGUCAUUCAACCCAAGCCUGGACAUACAUAUCCAUUUCCAAAACCACACAAAGAGGUUCCCAUUAUACUAGGCUUUGUUGUUGUUGUUGAAUGGUGGAAGGAAGACAUUGUCCAAGUUUUCAAUAACUUUGAAACGGGGGGAGGAGAUCCUCUUGCUUCAGAUGCUUAUACUAUCAAUGGCCAACCUGGUGAUCUUUAUAAUUGCUCUAACAACGGUAUGUUAAUUAUAACAGUUUCGGUGAAUUCAUUACCAUGUUCAACAUGCGAAGCUAGUCAUAUACCAGGGAACCGCCUUGCAGCAAGUGUAAAUAACAUAAGCUUCCAAUUGCCAUCGGGAAACAACAUUUUGAAUGCUUACUAUCACCACCUUCAAGGUGUAUAUACACAAGAUUUUCCAGACGUUCCACCAGAACUAUUUGAUUUCACUGCUUCCGAUUUGUCCCCAUUUCUUACAACUCCAUCGGUAGAUACAGAGGUGAAGGUGGUUGAGUAUGGGUCCACGGUGGAGCUUGUUCUUCAAGGGACUAAUUUGCUGGCUGGUACUGAGCAUCCAAUGCACUUGCAUGGCCAUAGUUUCUAUGUAGUUGGAUGGGGAUUCGGAAACUUUGACAAAGACAAAGAUCCUCUCACAUAUAAUCUUGUUGAUCCUCCUUAUCAGAAUACCAUCGCUAUACCCAAAAAUGGAUGGGUAACCAUAAGAUUCAAGGCACAAAAUCCAGGUGUGUGGUUCAUGCAUUGUCACUUAGAGCGACAUGUGAGUUGGGGAAUGGCUAUGACUUUCAUUGUCAAAGAUGGAAAGAAUCCUGAAGAGCAGAUGUUGCCACCACCACCAGACAUGCCACAAUGUCAAAAUAUUCAUUCAUUAGUACAAAAAUUAGAUUCAUUCUUUUUUUAGUUUUUUUAUUGCUUCAUUAUUUUUAGUCUUUCAUUAAACCAUUGUCAUUAUCUUGGAAUAACACAUA